GUAAUUACCCACACUCCACCACUCACUCUCUCACUUCUCCAUGGCUUCCCUUUCACUAAAGACCUUCAUCGGCCUCCGUCAGGCUUCGCCGGAGACUCAUCCCUCAGCUACUCUUUUAAAACCCACAUCAGUCCAACCUCCAUCUCAUUCCCGCCGGUUCCGUGUUCUCGCCGGAAAAUUUAGCCCUAAAGUAGCCGGCAGGAACCUCCGUGUCGCCGUCAUUGGAGGAGGACCUGCCGGAGGAUGCGCCGCCGAGACAUUGGCCAAGGGUGGAAUUGAAACAUUCUUAAUUGAACGGAAGAUGGAUAAUAGCAAACCGUGUGGCGGCGCUAUUCCUCUUUGUAUGGUCGGAGAAUUUGACUUGCCGUUGGACAUUAUCGAUCGAAGGGUCACCAAAAUGAAGAUGAUUUCACCAUCUAAUGUGGCUGUGGACAUUGGGAGAACCCUAAAGCCCCAUGAAUACAUAGGAAUGGUACGGCGUGAAGUACUUGACAUGUACUUAAGAGAACGCGCUGCCGCCUCCGGCGCCGCCGUAAUUAACGGUCUUUUCCUAAAAAUGGACAUACCCAAAGAAGCUAACGCACCAUACGUCCUCCACUACACCGCCUACGAUUCCAAGACCGGCGGUGCCGGCGAAAAGAAGACUCUUGAAGUCGACGCUGUUAUCGGAGCAGACGGAGCAAAUUCCCGCGUCGCCAAAGCAAUCGGCGCCGGCGAUUACGAAUACGCAAUCGCCUUCCAAGAGAGAAUCAAAAUCCCAGAUGAAAAAAUGAAAUACUACGAAGAUCUCGCCGAAAUGUACGUCGGAGAAGAUGUUUCCCCUGAUUUCUACGGCUGGGUGUUUCCAAAAUGCGACCAUGUUGCAGUCGGCACAGGUACCGUGACCCAUAAACCAGACAUAAAGAAAUUCCAGGUCGCGACUCGACUCCGUGCCCGUGACAAGAUCCUCGGUGGGAAGAUUAUCAGGGUCGAGGCUCAUCCGAUCCCGGAACACCCACGUCCGAAAAGGGUAUCUGGUCGUGUGACAUUGAUCGGAGAUGCUGCAGGGUAUGUUACUAAAUGUUCUGGCGAAGGGAUCUAUUUUGCGGCGAAGAGUGGGCGGAUGUGCGCGGAGGCGAUCGUUGAGGGAUCGGAGAAUGGGAAAAGGAUGGUGAAUGAGGAAGAUUUGAGGAACUAUUUGCAGAAAUGGGAUAAGACUUAUUGGCCAACUUAUAAGGUAUUGGAUAUAUUGCAGAAAGUGUUUUACAGGUCUAAUCCGGCGAGAGAGGCGUUUGUAGAGAUGUGUGCGGAUGAGUAUGUGCAGAAGAUGACUUUUGAUAGUUAUUUGUACAAGACGGUGGCGCCGGGGAAUCCGAUUGAGGAUUUGAAAUUGGCUGUGAAUACUAUUGGUUGUCUGGUUAGGGCUAAUGCUUUGAGGAAAGAGAUGGAUAAGCUUAGUGUGUAAUUUCAGUCAUUUUUCUAAUUUAUAAUUCUCUAUAUAUUAUGUUUAUUUGGGAGAUUUACUUUUGGAUUUAUAAUUGUUAUUAUGUAAAUUUGGAAGAGCUUCAAGAGGCUUUUGCUUA
Messenger RNA from Impatiens glandulifera, 1562 nucleotides. RefSeq names its product geranylgeranyl diphosphate reductase, chloroplastic. Gene Ontology annotation, biological process: photosynthesis; chlorophyll biosynthetic process. The coding region runs from base 41 to 1444 and encodes 467 amino acids. Gene Ontology annotation, molecular function: FAD binding; oxidoreductase activity, acting on the CH-CH group of donors, NAD or NADP as acceptor. NCBI's taxonomy places the organism in Eukaryota, Viridiplantae, Streptophyta, Magnoliopsida, Ericales, Balsaminaceae. The transcript is spliced from 2 exons. The record is from RefSeq and is a predicted model, not a curated record. Gene Ontology annotation, cellular component: chloroplast thylakoid membrane.